UAUAAUUUUGAGAUUUUGGAUUGGGUAUUUUUUGUAGAGAGAAAUGUGGGAUCUAAAUGAAUCAGAAGAAGGUUGUUCUACUCCGAUAGAGUUUGAAUGCGAUGAUGAGAAAGGUAAACGGGUCGGAUCCGUUUCGAAUUCAAGUUCAUCGGCUGUAGCUGUUGAUGAUAUUUCUGAAGAGGAAUUAGAUGUAGAAAGAGGGAAGAAAAAGAGAGGUACUCCUCCAAGCAAAAUUUUCGGGUUCUCUAUGGUGGGUCCGGGUAACGGCGAUGAAGAACAGCCGGUGACCCGCCAGUUUUUUCCGGUUGAUGAGUCUGAAAUGGGUGGUGUUGCUGCUGCUGAAAACGGAUCCCCGAAUUUUCCCAGAGCUCACUGGGUUGGAGUUAAAUUUUACCAAACGGAGACACUUGGCAACACGGGAUUGGCGAAGCCUGUAGAUAUGGUUCAGCAGCAACAGCAACAACAGCAGCAGCCUAUUAAGAAGAGCCGCCGUGGACCAAGGUCUAGAAGCUCACAGUACCGUGGAGUUACCUUCUACCGGAGAACUGGCCGGUGGGAAUCUCAUAUAUGGGAUUGUGGAAAACAAGUUUAUCUAGGUGGAUUUGAUACUGCUCAUGCAGCAGCUCGGGCAUACGAUAGGGCAGCCAUCAAAUUCCGGGGAGUAGAAGCCGACAUAAACUUUAGCUUAGAGGAUUAUGAAUCCGAUUUAAAACAGAUGACAAGUUUAACAAAGGAAGAAUUUGUGCAUGUGCUCCGACGACAAAGCACUGGUUUUCCGAGGGGAAGCUCCAAGUAUAGAGGAGUGACUUUGCACAAAUGUGGUAGAUGGGAAGCUAGAAUGGGACAGUUCUUAGGCAAAAAGUACGUUUAUUUGGGGCUCUUUGAUACUGAGAUUGAAGCUGCCAGAGCUUAUGAUAAAGCUGCCAUCAAGUGUAAUGGCAAGGAUGCAGUUACAAACUUUGAUCCAAGCAUUUAUGAAAAUGAACUAAACUCAAUUGAAUCUUCCGAUAACGCGGCUGAUCACAAUCUGGAUUUAAGUUUGGGUGGUUCAAGCUCAAAGCAAGGAAGCCGAGAAUUGGGGGAUAAUAGAGGUCAAAAUUCUUCAUCAAUGCAAUUGGAUAUUGAUUGGCAGCGCCAUGGUUUAAGGCCUGAGAAGCAAUCUGCCUUAAUUGAUGCUCGAAGAAGAGAAAACGGGUACAAUGAAACAGAAACUUUGCAACUUUUAAGCCAGACGCACUUGCAUUCUCCAGUCUCCUUGAAGCAUAAUAAUAGUCAAGUGCAACGGUUUAGCCAAUUUAUGAGACCUGGUGAUCAAUCCCAUAUGAUUCAAAUGUUUCCACCGCAAUUCGGCUCAUCCAAUUAUCAAAUUCAAUUUCCAAGUAGCAGCAAUGGAGGCAGAAUUGGAGGUACAAAUGUAGGAGAUUUAUCGCUUGCGGCGACGAGCAAUGGUUCUUCACAGUGGCAAUCCAAUUUUCCUCCUCAGAUAUUUGCAGCUGCUGCAGCAUCAUCAGGAUUCCCUCAGCAGAUAGUAAGACCUCAAAAUUGGUCCUCAGAAAAUGGCUUCCAUCACUCACUCAUGAGACCGUCAUGACUUGCCAUAUUUCUACUUGUGUUUUUUUUAAUAUAAUUUGUAAAGAGUAAAGGGUUGAUAUUCUUAAUACUCCAUAUAUUACCUAAAACUCUUGGUUUGAACCCAGAAAAGAAAAAUUAGAAGAAAACAAAAGGGUAGACAAAAAGUUUUGGAAAAUAUGUCUACUCCUCAUUAGUUUGUCCAAUACUAACUGAUCGGCAAGCUUUUCAACUAGACUUGUAUUACUAGUUUAUUCUGACUAUGAACUGCCAAUUUGGCCCAUUCUCUCUCAUUGUAACUUGUAUACAUUUGGGCACUAGCUUCUCAUGCAGUAUUUGAAAUA
Solanum verrucosum is the source of this 1913-nucleotide messenger RNA. Its product is annotated as floral homeotic protein APETALA 2-like. Gene Ontology annotation, molecular function: DNA-binding transcription factor activity; DNA binding. The transcript is spliced from 10 exons. Bases 44 to 1591 code for a protein of 515 amino acids. Gene Ontology annotation, biological process: regulation of DNA-templated transcription. The record is from RefSeq and is a predicted model, not a curated record. Lineage: Eukaryota; Viridiplantae; Streptophyta; Magnoliopsida; Solanales; Solanaceae.